Molecule: messenger RNA, 1272 nt
Organism: Exophiala xenobiotica
Lineage: Eukaryota; Fungi; Ascomycota; Eurotiomycetes; Chaetothyriales; Herpotrichiellaceae
Exons: 2
Coding region: 105-872 (255 amino acids)
Biological process (GO): late endosome to vacuole transport via multivesicular body sorting pathway; vesicle budding from membrane
Cellular component (GO): multivesicular body
Source: RefSeq, a predicted model, not a curated record
CAUUCAUACAUUGUAUGGCAGCAAGAUACUCCAUACAGAGCAUUUGGAUAUCGUGACCACGCGUGACAUGGACAAGCAAGCAUCGGGUAAUCUCCGGCACCUGAAUGACGCAGGCUGCUUUUCAUCUGCACUUUGCGACAAAGGAACAACUGAAUGUUAAGAUAACCCACAGAGCCUCCUAUACCACAGUACGCAUUGUCAGGCCAUUGCCAGUCACUAUGAAUCGCUUGUUCGGCUCCAAGAAUACAGCCCCGAAGCCGACGCUCAACAGUGCCAUUUCAAAUGUAGACACGAGGAUCGACUCGAUCGAUGUGAAACUAGCAAAGACCAAUGCUGAACUUUCCACGUACCAGCAGAAACUGAGCAAAAUGCGCGAUGGUCCCGGCAAGCAAGCCAUUAAGCAAAAAGCCCUCAAAGUCCUUCAACGGCGCAAGAUGUACGAGUCACAACGAGAUCAAUUACAGCAGCAGUCAUGGAACAUGGAACAAGCCGGGAUGAUGCAAGAUAACCUGAAAAAUGUCAUGACCACGGUGGAUGCGAUGAAGACGACGAACAAAGCAUUGAAGCAGCAGUAUGGCAAAAUAAACAUCGACAAGAUCGAGCAGAUGCAGGACGAGAUGGCGGAUCUAAUGGAAAUCGGCAACGAGAUCAACGAGAGCAUAAGUCGUGCGUACGAUGUUCCAGAAGAUGUGGACGAGGCAGAGUUGGACGCCGAACUAGAAGCCCUGGGUGAAGACAUGAUGUUUGAGCAAGAGAUGGGGGUGGGAGAGAGCACGCCGGGUUUCUUGCAGGACGAAGUAGCGCCACCGCAGUUCAUCGAUGAACCGCCGGAACAGACGAAAAUCAAGGAGGCGGCCGGCGGUGUUGGUUAAGAUAUGGCAGUCCGAUCUUCCAAGCAACCACCAGUCUCCGUCAGCUUGGACUCACAUCAGCUUCAACUUGAGGACGGAAAGCUGUCGAUCUCUCUUACGACUUCACGUUCAGGUGUUGCGGCGGGCGUAUUCUCCACAGAAGCGAAUUUCGCCAUUGUAUACAGGUCAUCUAUUCGACUGCUUCAUCAAAUCAUGACUCAUGCCCAUUUCUUUCCCUUUCCUCGUCUCAAGUACUCCUCCUCAGAUCUUGCGUCCACGCUUUCACUGAUUUCGGCCCUUCAUGCGCAGCUUUGAAGAGUUGGCGCUCGCUCUCUUCCAGGCCUCUGAGGAAAUCAGCACCGUCACCCAAUGCUCCUCGGGGAUUGUGCGCUUGGUCUGCAAUCUCUGAUGCUCGUGAUUU